Frieseomelitta varia is the source of this 726-nucleotide messenger RNA. RefSeq names its product 40S ribosomal protein S11 (gene RpS11). The coding region runs from base 130 to 597 and encodes 155 amino acids. Gene Ontology annotation, cellular component: cytosolic small ribosomal subunit; ribosome. Gene Ontology annotation, biological process: translation. Gene Ontology annotation, molecular function: structural constituent of ribosome. The record is from RefSeq and is a predicted model, not a curated record. The transcript is spliced from 5 exons. NCBI's taxonomy places the organism in Eukaryota, Metazoa, Arthropoda, Insecta, Hymenoptera, Apidae.
CAUUUGCAAAUAGUAUAAAGAAACAAUGUUCGACUAGUUACUUCCUAAUGUUGGUACAACUGGAAAUACAGCAGCAUAACGCAUCGUUGGUUGUCCUUUCGGAUUCGAUCGUUCUUUCAGUAUAGCAAGAUGGCUGAUCAGAGCGAGCGUGCGUUCCAGAAGCAACCUACGAUCUUUCUUAACCGCAAGAAAGGUCUCGGCCCAAAAAGGAGGAAGCCGAUGCGGUAUAGCCGCAAUGUAGGUCUCGGUUUCAAAACACCACGUGAGGCUUUGGAAGGAACCUACAUUGACAAGAAAUGUCCGUUUACUGGUAACAUUUCUAUCAGAGGUCGCAUUCUUACCGGAGUAGUACAGAAGAUGAAAAUGCAAAGGACUAUUGUCAUACGUAGGGAUUACCUACAUUACAUUCGAAAGUACAACCGUUUUGAAAAGCGUCAUCGCAAUAUGAGUGUCCAUCUGAGUCCAUGUUUUAGGGAUGUAGAAAUUGGUGAUGUAGUAACAAUUGGAGAAUGCAGACCUCUCAGCAAAACAGUCAGAUUUAAUGUCCUAAAGGUUUCUAAAGGAACGGGCUCUAAAAAAAGUUUCAAGAAAUUUUAAAGUUAUAAAAUUUAUGAUCUGCGGAACGGUUGACACUUAGGAACAACAGCGGAAAGGAAAGGAAAAUUACCACCUCGAUUUGUAUCUUAUAAUGUUACAAAUUAAUAAAUAAAAACAUUUCAUACAGAA